CACCAUCUCUCUCAGCGACUUGGGCGACUCCGAUUGCAAACUAUCAGUCUACUCAAUCUGUGUUUAUCACUAGUCCCGAUAAAAAGCCUAGUGGGGCACGAAACCGCCGGAAGAGCGUAGAUUAUCAAAGAAAACCGAACAAGUCGAGCGGCCAGUGACACUCUGUACUUAUAGCAUCACCCUGGUCCGGUACGCUCAGAAACCAGAGUUAUCAGAGAAUGUUUUGUUGACCUCGCUGUUUUAGGCUGGCUUUAGAGGCAUCCUCUCAGAGUCGGAGGUUUUAUGUGGAAGAAAUUAUUGAUUCCGGUCUGUUUGUAGUAUUAUGACUAUGGCCACUUCACAAGCUGCUCUGCAAGUUCUGUCGGGGUCUUCUCCUGGUCAUUCUCUGUUUGAUCAUUGUUUCAAGAUUUUGAGCUCAGGACUUCCUGUUGAAUCUGUAAAUUAUAGAAAGAAAAGAGGUUCAGGGUUUGCGCCGCUGCAUUAUAGGUUGGGAAUGAUUGGAAGAUAUCCAUUUCAUAGCAUAAAUGGCUUUUCCCGUGGAAAGGCAAUAGUUAAGAGGUUGGUGCCCAUGAGAUGCAAUUGCCAGUGGACUGAAAAUAUCCGCGACGAGACAGCAACCGAAGGAAGAUCAGUGUCAUUGCCUAUAAAUGGCCUGGAUAAUGACAAGGGAGAUUUUGCAUUGAAUGGUAAUCUAGAUGCUGCCAAUUCGAUUUUAGGUACAGUGGAGAACAGUUGUUCAAAAUCUGUUGAGGAAGAGGCAUGGAAUCUUUUGCGGGAGUCGAUUGUUUAUUAUUGCAGUAAUCCUAUUGGGACAAUUGCAGCUAAUGAUCCUACCAAUUCUAGCACUCUGAACUAUGACCAUGUCUUUAUUCGUGACUUCAUACCAUCGGGGAUAGCAUUCCUUUUGAAAGGAGAGUACGAUAUUGUUCGAAACUUCAUUCUUUACACUCUUCAGCUACAGAGCUGGGAGAAAACCAUGGAUUGUCACAGUCCUGGUCAAGGUCUAAUGCCUGCCAGUUUCAAGGUGCGCACUGUUCCACUUGAAGGUGAUGAUUCUGCAACUGAAGAUGUGUUAGAUCCUGACUUUGGUGAAGCAGCAAUUGGCCGUGUUGCUCCAGUUGAUUCUGGAUUAUGGUGGAUUAUACUGUUACGAGCAUAUGGAAAAUGCUCAGGAGAUCUUUCAGUGCAAGAGAGAGUGGAUGUACAAACUGGGAUUAAAAUGAUUUUGCGGUUGUGCCUGACUGAUGGCUUUGACAUGUUUCCAACUUUAUUGGUGACUGAUGGUUCUUGCAUGAUAGACCGUCGAAUGGGAAUUCAUGGGCAUCCGCUUGAGAUUCAGGCACUUUUUUAUUCAGCGUUGCUUUGUGCUCGUGAAAUGUUUGCUCCUGAAGAGGGAUCAGCUGACCUUCUUAGAGCUCUUAACAAUCGCCUAGUGGCACUGUCAUUCCACAUCAGGGAAUAUUACUGGAUCGAUUUGAAAAAACUUAAUGUAAUAUACCGUUACUCCACAGAAGAGUACUCCUAUGAUGCAGUUAAUAAGUUCAAUAUUUAUCCAGAUCAGAUUCCUCCCUGGUUGGUGGAAUUUAUGCCCAAUAGAGGAGGCUAUUUGAUUGGAAACCUGCAGCCAGCCCACAUGGACUUUCGUUUCUUUUCACUUGGAAACUUGUGGUCUAUUGUUAGCAGUCUUGCAACACAAGAUCAAUCGCAUGCCAUUUUAGAUCUUAUUGAAGCAAAAUGGGGAGUAUUAGUGGCAGAAAUGCCAUUCAAAAUAUGUUACCCUGCUCUUGAAGGCCAGGAGUGGCGGAUCAUCACAGGAAGUGACCCCAAGAACACUCCUUGGUCUUACCACAACGGAGGCUCGUGGCCAACUUUGCUUUGGCAGCUCACUGUGGCGUGCAUAAAAAUGAAUAGACCAGAACUGGCUGAAAAGGCUGUUGAGCUGACUGAGAGACGCAUUUCUCGUGAUAAGUGGCCUGAAUAUUAUGACACCAAGCGGGGAAGAUUCAUUGGAAAACAGGCUCGGCUAUUCCAGACUUGGUCAAUUGCAGGAUAUCUGGUGGCAAAGCUCCUUCUUGCCAACCCAGGUGCAGCAAAGAUACUUGUCAAUGAAGAGGAUUCAGAACUUGUAAACGCCUUCUCCAUGAUCAGUGCCAAUCCAAGGAGGAAACGUGGCCUUAAAAAACAGUCCUUCAUAAUAUAAAUUUCAAUUACAGGGCAGAAUGGAGGAUCCUGAUGUAGCAAAGAUCAAUGAAAGAGGAGUGAGGGCUUUGUAAAUGUUUUCUUAUAUGAUCAUAUGAGUGUCUGCUUGUCCCCGACCCCGACCCCGACCCCGACCCCAUCCACUGCAAGAGCUUUGUACACAGGUGACGUUUACCCUUUUUAUCAGAUCAGAGCCAAGCCAAGGAAGGAGUGUGGUCAUAAGAAACGGUUCUUGGUAUCAAUUUCAUUUACAGAGCAGAGAGGAUCCAGUUGAGUUAAGAUCCAUGGAUAAGACCUUUGUAAAUUGAGUUAAUAGCAUCUAUGUAAUUUGGUUUUAGUUCUACAUUCCCGAACAGUUUCAGUUGUUAGUCAAACAUAUGUUUUACUGGAGAACCUAUCAACAAUAUGUUUUACUGGAGAACCUAUCAACACAGAUCUC
Messenger RNA from Tripterygium wilfordii, 2638 nucleotides. RefSeq names its product alkaline/neutral invertase E, chloroplastic-like. Gene Ontology annotation, molecular function: sucrose alpha-glucosidase activity; endo-alpha-N-acetylgalactosaminidase activity. Gene Ontology annotation, biological process: sucrose catabolic process. NCBI's taxonomy places the organism in Eukaryota, Viridiplantae, Streptophyta, Magnoliopsida, Celastrales, Celastraceae. The transcript has 7 exons. The record is from RefSeq and is a predicted model, not a curated record. Gene Ontology annotation, cellular component: chloroplast. The coding region runs from base 323 to 2200 and encodes 625 amino acids.